UACGCCAAGGGCACUGUAGAAGAACUGAAGGUUCCAAAUUGUUCAACUAAUAUAUCUGUGACGAUGGAAUUAAGAAUGUAAUGAGUAUUAUAUGAUAUAAAAGGUUGAAUAUAAUUUUGAACUUGAAUUUAUGAAAAGUACAUAAACUACAUGAAGUAGUCAAAUGAAAGCAGGAUGAAAACGGGAGAGGGGUGCACGAUGUUUGUUUGUGUAUAUCACACUGCUAUUUAAAUGGAUCCUGAGAAUGGGUCCUUUUCUUCUUUAUGCCAUCGUCAAAUAGAAAGGAUUGAAUUUUGGUUGUAUCAUUCACAGGAGUUCUCUAGCAAGGUCUAGUAAGGUGCAACAUGACAAUACUGUGUUCUAUGGCUUCCAAAAGCUGCCACUAAUUGGCUCUCUGAAGAAAUCUUCAAAGUGGGUUUUGUGGGGCCUUAAUUAUGCACGUUGCUUUGAGCGACGUUCAGUGUCACUCACUCUACUUUCUGAUUCUGUAAGUGGGUAAGGUAGAAUCGCUUAUAAUUGUAUCACAAAACCAGUAAAAUUUUAAACAAAAUGCAAAGACGUUUCCUUUUCAUGUUCAUUGCUACUGACACCAGGGCUGCGGCUCCAGAGGAUUGUGUAAAUAAUGAAACUCUACUUUACACAAUAGUGAUAGUUCAUCAUAAUAUAAGAUCUUUUAAGUUUAUCCUUAGGUCAUUGUUUGGAAAUUUUAGAAAAUGUACUCCUAGACCCCAUCUCUAAUUCCUUCCCCACAGUGGCGUUGCCACGGGGUGUACUAGGGUAGACAUGUCCACCCCAGUUUUCCCAAAACCGGAGUUUCCUAUUUCUUGAAAUCAGGUGAAAAGCCUUUUGGGGGUGGGGGAGGGUUUUUUGAUCAGGUCAGUUUCGAUUUUCGUUCUCACAUACCCCACUUUACAAACAUGCAGCUUGAGAAAGUUGCUAACCAAAUAUUGGGAAGUAGAUCAACAAUACUAAAAAAGGCUUUUUCCACUUUUGAAAGGCGUGGUCAAGAAAUUUUUUAUCCACCCCAGUUUUUUCAGGCUAGCGACGCUACGGCUCAGUAAUUUUCCUCUUUCUACGGCCCUGCUCUUUCAGUGGCUGAUUUUCCUUUGUGUUAAUUAAGAAAUACUCUGCCAGUCUGUGAUGUUGUUAGGUAUUAGACAAAAGUUCAAGGAAAGGGCACCAAAUAUCAUACCUAAUUUGGACAAGAGAAGAAAAUCUUCCUUUGUUAGAAAUUACCUAAUAGUUUUGGCACGCCAGCUAAUUUCCAUUGAAUAAAGAAUAUUCAUUGUCAUGAUGUACUUUAUAAAAGCUAACCACUGCUGUGCGGCUCAGACUAUGGGUGUUUAAUGAAACCAAAAGAGCUAUUACGUGAGAGAGAGACAAGAAUAUUAGAUAAAUCGAGAUGUUUAGCAUAACGCAAUGCUUUGGUAUCAUUAUUUUUGCACUGUCGAUAAACGAUGUUACCAUGAAAUCGAUCCAUGUAUCACUGGAUGGAAGAGACCAUGAAGAGUGCGGAACUGUUGCAGUGCCAUGCCGACACAUCAGAUAUGCCGCCAUGAAAUCGAAAUAUGCGAAAGAUGAAAUUUCAGUCCACGGAUAUCACAAGCACAAGCAAGCCGUUUUUAUUGAGUCAAACAUCUUAUUGAAUAGAUCACUAACAAUUAAAGGUAUAGAAGGAAGACCUGCGAUUUUGUGCGAAAACUGCAGCAGCAUCCUGUCAUUUGGCGCUUCAAAAACUGACGGAGUAACUGUUUUCCUUGAAAAUCUUGCGUUUUUUAAAAGAAGGAACUCAGUGGCCAAAGUUCCUUAUCGUGGUCUUAUUAUUGCACAGGACGGGUCUUUAUACAUUAGAAAUUGUUCGUUUAUUGAGGUUCAAGAGCCAGUUAUGUCAAUUUGUGACAGAAGAUGUGAGAUAGAAAUUACAAAUUGCUUAUUUGUGGCUCCUAAACUUGGACUCAACAUUCAAGGCAGUGGUUUAAUUUCUUUAGACGUCUCAAGAAGCAAAUUUCUUGGCAAACUUGGAUACUCAGUUACAGCAAUUCAGUAUGGCCAGUAUGGCAUUAUUAGCACGUUUUUUAUAAUUGCUAAUAUCACUUACUGUCAAUUUACCAGUUUUGGAUCAGCAGUAAGUUUUUAUCCAACGUCUAUUGUGGUAUCUUCUGCGUAUAAGGUUUCAUUAUAUGUGACGAAUUCCAACUUUACCGGCAACCAUUGGUCACAGGAGUCUGGUGAACAGGGAGCAAGAGGAUCAGCUAUUUCUUUGAUGGAUUCUAGUACGAAUACAAAGGUCGUUAUAACAGGUUGCAUAUUUCGAAAUAAUACUGGCAUUGAAGGUGCAGCUGUUGCACUCAGGCUUAUCAGAAACCAGCUAAAUGCAUACAUAUAUCGCUGUAUAUUUGAGAGCAAUGGAGUAGCUACAUUUGGUGGAGCUAUCAGUACUUAUAGCUCUAGCCCUGCGGUCUUCUCUUUGAAUAUAACGAAUAAUACAUUUCUUAGCAAUUGGGCCUUUUACAACAACGAGACUGAUGUAAAUAUUCCGUCUUACGAUUUAAAUUCCAAAUUUGGCAGUGGGGGUGCAAUCGCCAUUAUGCAGGAUCUAGGUUCAAUGAACGCAGGUUGGGCUCUAAUCGUUGAUAGCUAUUUCGAAGACAAUUCUGCCCAGAUGAUUGGUGGCACUAUCUAUGCCCACGCACCUCUAACAAUUCACUUUUCUACUAUCAAAACACCUAGAGAAAGUCGUUUCCCAAGCACUCAAGGUCAAGCAAUAUUUACUUCAUAUUUUACCAACCUUUACGCGGCUCAUAUUGAAAUCAUGGGGUCCAAUAAUGGGUUUCCUGUUGUACAGUUCGAAGGACCAUACCGAUCAUUAAAGAUGGGAGGCGAUGAAAAAAUAGUCUGCCCAGAGGCGACAAUUCUAAAAGUCUAUACCAAAAGAGUCGCCGACUUGAAAGAGGACAGAAUCCAGUUUUUGAGCAUCCGAUGUGAGUUUUGUGGUAUUGGAACAUACUCACUUAAGAGGGGCAUGUUUUUUGGACUAGCAGUAACUGAUUCACAGUGCUUAAAGUGCCCAUCGGGUGGCACAUGCCUAGAAGGAAAGUUGAAGCCGAAAGAAAAUUUUUGGGGUUAUACAACUAAAAAUGGAAGCUUUGGUAAAUUUACGCAGUUACCCAAAGGCUAUGGAUGCAGAGGGGAUUUGUGCAGCCGGUAUAAUUCAUGUGCAGCCAGAAGAGAAAGCAUACUUUGUGGUCUGUGUAGGAAGGGAUUUGCGCAAAGCAUUUUGUCAACAAAAUGCAUUAAAAAUGAAGCCUGCAAUAUCGAAAAGUUUUGGCUGUUUGCUGCUGUUCUGCUUAUCUUUUACUUUGUUUUAUUCACCUUCAAACAAGAGAUUUCAUUCUUUUUAAAGCGACAUUUGUUUUGGUUCAAGAAAUGGAAUGUUUCAACUGACAACACAUGCCCCUACCUUGACCUGCAAUCAGUCCAAGAAAGAGUUAUGUACCCUGAAAAUGAUGGUAACAAUAACAGUGAUAUUCUUACAGGAUUACUAAAAAUUGCAUUCUACUUUUACCAAAUUAAUGCUUUGUUCAAUUCGUCUAGCAGUGAAGAGGAAAAGUCAAUACUGAAUUUCGCCAAGCAAUCCAUCAAAAGUGUUUUUAGCUUUGAUUUCCUCCCUCAUGGUGGUGCUUGGUCUUGUGCCAUAUCAAAUGCUACACCAGUGUGGAACAAAAUAAUCAGAUUGUGCCUCGUCGCAGCUGUCAUCCUUGUGAUGAUCUUGGCUUUUUUUAUUGCAAAGCUUAUCUCGAAAUUUAUCUCAUCGAAAUUGUCAAAAGCGUUUGCGGACAAAGUGUUGAUUGCUCUAUUUGAGGUUUUACUUUUGAGUUACGCGGCCAUAGCAACAACAACUUUUGCUAUGCUAAGAUGUGACGAUGUCAAUUCAGAGAAAAGACUACAUUUGCAAGGAAACAUCAUUUGCUAUCAGAAAUGGCAAAUUGCUUUUAUGAUUGUAGGCUUAUUCUGGGUACUGCCAUUUUGUGGUUUCAUCUUCGUGCUACCUAGAUUGUUGCUAAAGAAAAAAUUGACACUGCCUUCACUGUUUCUUGGAUGCCUUUCACCACUAGCAUUUCUUCUGUUUGUCUUUAUCAAGUUCAAAUUUCGCACUAAGAAAGUUAUCAUUGAUGUACCUCUUGGAGAUAGAAGUCCUGUUCGCACAACCUUUUUGACGGAUGAUAAUGAUGGAAUUUCUUCUGGAGAUGUUGUUCUAAAUGCCGUGUUUACAGAACGAUGCAAGCCGUUCACUGAUGACAUUAACAGCAGCAAAUACUUUUCAUGGGAGGGUUUCUAUAUCCUUCGCCGAUUGACUCUCAUUUCUGUUUUCACAUUUUCGAAAGAUUCCGUCUGCAAGCUAUACAUAUCAUUGUUUUUACAGAUCUGCUUCCUUUUGCACCAUGUUUACAAGAAGCCCUAUAAAAAUGCCCAACUCAAUGUGUUAGAAAUGUUGUCACUAACAAUGCUUGUUCUCAUAAACAGCAUGGAUUUGUAUUCUGCUUAUGGUAUUGAUCACGGAGUCAGAGAAGAAGGAAAAGGCCUAUUACUUUUGAAAGUAUUUGGAUGGAUAAUGGCUAUGGCAGUUCUGGUGCCUCCCAUAACUUUGCUCUCAAUCCUUUUUUUGUUGCUACUGUGUGCAUUUGGAAGACAAAUGAAAAGGCUCAUUACUGCAAUUUAUUCAGUCUGGAAGAAAGAGUAAAAUAACAAAAACACAGCUACAUAUUUUACUUUUGCUUCCGUAAAGUAACUUCUUACUUGUAUACUCUAUGUACUCUGUAAUAGCUCAAAGUAUUUUAUCGCCUAUGACAUACUACAGUUGCUUAUUAAGGCUAUAUAGAAUGCAAUUCGAUAUGCUAAGACUGGGCAAAGUGGUAAGAAUAAGAAUCAGAUUUGCCCAGCGUAAAGGUGUAGAGAUAUGGUAUUAUCGACAUGAUUUCAUAAGAAACCCCCUGCCCGUACAUUUGAGCUUUCUAUCCCCCUUUGUUAGUAUCUAUACCUCAUCCAAAACCUCGACAUGACCUAUAUGUACGAAAAGACGACAAUUCAUUCCGAGUCAGUUCAAUGCAUCUUAUACACCCUGAAGCAUAUACACCCUUAAGUAAAUGCCAAACGUCAGCGACAUCCAGUGUAUCCAUUGUUCGUAGAAGUUGUCGAUUCUAGAAGACAAGAGCAGAGGGAAUACCUCUCCAAUACAAGGUAAAACCUUAAAGGCAAGAAAAAAACUAAAGCAAUAACUCUUACUCGAGCAAAAGAUUACGCAAAGUAAUUAGUCGUGACCCUAAUUGUUUGUUUUUAUCAUAAAGUUUUUAUGCAAAUAGUAUGCGAUCACUUCGGAUCUUUUUCUUGUAGUGAUUUUGCCUGCAACUCUUAAUUUUUCCGAAAUGGGUUUUACUUUUCUUUUAUUGUUCGACAUGUUUCUUGCAUUUCGAUUUCGCUUUAUAUUUUGCUAAACAUAUUUAUCCAGGUGGCAUAGAUGUGAGAAAUUUGCUUCCACACACCUAUCUAUAGCCAGGCACCGUGGAGCAGGGGGACUUUAGCCCUCCCACUUUUUGCAUGAAAUGCUAAAUAUUAAUUACUCAACUACCAGUAAAGCCUCUUUUUAUACGGUUUUAGCCCCCCCCCACUCUUUUAGACCCCCUCAUUUUUCUCAACGCUCCGCAGUGCCUGAUAGCGUUGUCCUAAAUCGUUUGUUUUGCAAGUAAAUAACAUUUCACUUUUAGAAACUUUAACCUAUGAUUGAAUUUUACUAUUAACUAUUAGAACGUUUUUUUGCAAUUGACUUGCUAUUUAGAUUUUGUCUUAUGAUUAACGUGCAUAUAAUCAUGACUAUUUGUUUGAUAUAACGCAUAUAAAAGGCCCUAGAAUAAGUUAUUUUCUUUCUUAAAUCCAUGCAUAUAAACCACAAACUAGAAAUUUACACGAAAGCUGCUGACACUGUGAACUAAUCUGUAGAAAAUCAAGUAUCUAUAUUAUUUUCCUGAAAAGUAUGAUAAAGAAGUUCAUUGAAAGAAGUUCAAAGCAUUCAUGGCCAUAUACUUAUAAACUAGGAUAACAUACAUAAUUCAACUUCUAGUGACUUCAACAAAUCAAGUCAUUUAUUUUUCAUUUGGUUUUUCAGUUUGGCUUAUAAAGAUGCCCAGUUAAUCCAAAACUAGCAUGGUUAAGUAACAU
Messenger RNA from Rhopilema esculentum, 6213 nucleotides. RefSeq lists its product as uncharacterized. Lineage: Eukaryota; Metazoa; Cnidaria; Scyphozoa; Rhizostomeae; Rhizostomatidae. The record is from RefSeq and is a predicted model, not a curated record.